UCUUAACACACUUUCAUUGUAAAGAUAACAAAAGUGUGAAAUUUUCCCUUUUUUCUGUUUUUCAUACAAUAUGAUCAAAGGACAUAAGUGCCUGUAGUCUAAGAAUCACCCAUAAAUGUAAAUCUACUUAUUCUUCAAAAUGUGUAGUACACAAAAUGUUAUUUACCUGCUUUGAUUUCUAAUAAAUGAUAUUUCGCAAUGUUUUGUUGUUGCAUUGUUUGUCGUCAUUAAAAGUGGACUGUCGCUUUGUAAUGACGUCGAGAACGUGUUCGCCGUCAUAAUAAUAAACCGUGAAUACAAAGCUGCAACAAACCAAAUAAGGGGUUGGCUGUGAAUUUUCUCGCAAUACGCACAAAACGAAUUUUGUGUAAUUUCACCAGACCGGAGUCUUACGGUUUUGGAAGACCGAAGAAAAACAGCAGAACAACGAGGCUGUGCAAUGGCAUCAGCAUCUGCCAGUGUGGACUCCAAGGCAGAGCUGACUGCUCUUCUGGAGCAGUGGGAGAGGGAACAGCAAGGCAGCACAGAGGAGCUAGUAAACAUCCUCACUAAAAUCUCAGAGCUUGUUGAAAAAGAGACAGAAGAGUACCACAAGGCUGAUCCAGAUCCUUUUGAUGAUCGACAUCCUGGACGGGCUGAUCCAGAAUGCAUGUUGGGACACUUACUGAAGAUACUUUUCAAGAAUGAUGACUUCAUGAAUGCACUUGUGAAUAGCUACGUGAUGACGAGCAGAGAAUUUUCACUCAAUGCUGCAGCUUGUCGCUUACUUCAGAACAUCAUGCCUGGACUAGAGACAGCAGUGGUCUUUCAGGAAAAGGAGGGCAUUGUUGAAAGGCUUUUUAAGUGGGCUCAGGAGGCUGAGCAACCGCUCAGAAUCUAUGCUACAGGCUUGUUGGCAGGCGCCAUGGAGAACCAGGACAUUGCUGCCAAUUACAGGGAGGAGAACUCUGUUGUGGUCCCACUGAUGCUGCAACGACUGCAUGAGCUUCAAAAUAAGGAUGCUGCAAUCAAAAGAGAAAUCAAACGCCCAAGCCCCAGGAAGGCCUUAAGUGAGCCUAUGGUGCCUUUGGAUGAGGAAACUGUUGACGGUGGUUUUGAAGAGCAACCCUUCACACUGGCUAGAAUUGGAGGAGAGAAGCCAGAAGAGGACAACAGUGAAAUUCCUUUCUCAACCAUCGAGCCUGAAAAUGAACUUUCUUUCCGUUUAAACUCCCCUCAUAAGACCAGCAGUCGUACAAACUCGACUGCUAAAACCAUGAUGAAGCCCAUGUCUGCCCCCGGUCCGCUGACAUACCAAGGCGUUCUUGAUGGUAGCAGUUACUUAAAGAGGAAGUUUGAAAAGGAGAGUGGUAGGAAUGCAAGGCAGAAGCUGAAUUUCUCUUUACCAGAGCCAGAAAGGAGCUUCAGUGAGCUUUCCAACAGUAGCUGGUCUGACAUGAGCCCUUGGGUGAUUGGUAACAACUAUCAGCUUUACCCCCUUACCCCAGAGAUCGAGCAGCGGCUCAUCCUUCAGUAUCUUACACCUCUGGGGGAAUAUCAGGAGCUCCUGGCAGUUUUCAUGCAGAUGGGCGCUCGUGAACUGCUCAUGCAUUAUAUGGAUCUUAAACAGACUAAUGAUGUUCAGCUCACCUUUGAGGCUCUCAAGUACCUGGCAUCUCUGUUGUUGCACAAGAAGUUUGCUGCAGAGUUUGUGGCUCAUGGAGGAGUUCAGAAGUUGUUGGAAAUCCCUAGACCAUCAAUGGCUGCUACAGGAGUGUCUCUCUGCCUUUACUACCUAGCCUAUAACCAGGAUGCCAUGGAAAGGGUGUGUAUGUUGCCCCACUCCAUCCUGUCAGAUGUGGUUGGCUACACGCUGUGGCUGUUGGAAUGCUCACAUGCGUCUGGCUGCUGUCACGCCACCAUGUUCUUCUCCAUCUCCUUUUCUUUCCGGGCUGUCUUGGAGCUUUUUGAUAAGCAGGACGGGCUCCGACGCCUUGUUAAUCUGAUUAGCACAUUGGAAAUCUUGAACCUUGAAGACCAGGGAGCGCUGCUGAGUGAUGAUGAGAUUUUCUCCAGCAGGCAGACAGCCAAGCACACCUGCAUGGCUCUACGCAGGUACUUUGAGGCCCAUCUGGCAAUCAAGGUGGAGCAGGUCAAACAAUCACUGCAACGCACAGAAGGGGGUGGCCCAAUUCACUCCCCACCAUAUUACAAGGCAGUCAGCUAUGGCCGCGAGCAGGUGGUGGAAAUGAUGGAGUUUCUGAUAGAGCAUGGCCCACUCCGACUGUACUGGGAACCAGCAGAAGUAUUUCACAAGCUGUCUUGUGUUCAACUUCUCCUACAGCUCAUUUCUAUUGCUUGUGAUUGGAGGACGUACUAUGGCAGGAGUGAUACUGUCCGUUAUGCCCUAGACAUCCUUGGUAUCCUCACAGUAGUCCCAAAGACUCAGUUGCUGUUGUCAGAUUCUGUUGCUGUGCUCGAUGAGGGAGGAACCACUGUUUCUACUGUUGGAAUGAGUAUAGUCCUGGGAGUGGCAGAGGGAGAGGUAUUUGUGAAUGACGCAGAGAUUCAAAAGUCAGCCCUCCAAGUUGUCAUCAACUGUGUCUGUGCACCAGAUAAACGCAUGUGCAGUAUCGGCAAGUUCAUUGCAGGCACACCCCGUCGCCGUCUACCCCAGCAGACCAAAGCCAGUGAAAAUGUGCUCACCAAGAUGUGGAAUGUGGUGCAGUCCAACAAUGGCAUCAAGGUACUACUGUCCCUUUUGACAGUGAAGAUGCCCAUUACAGAUGCAGAUCAGAUUCGAGCUCUCGCAUGUAAGGCUCUGGUGGGUCUGUCUCGCUCCAGCUCGGUCAGACAGAUCAUCAGCAAACUUCCUUUGUUCAGUAGUGGACACAUUCAGCAGCUCAUGAAGGAGCCUGUGCUGCAGGACAAACGAAGUGAACAUGUCAAGUUCUGCAAGUUUGCAGCUGAGUUGAUAGAAAGGAUUUCUGGGAAACCCUUGUUGAUCGGCACCGAUGUGUCUUUAGCAUGGCUGCAAAGGGCCAGUGUGGUAGCUCAGUCUAGGAUUACCUUUCCCGAAAAAGAACUGCUGUUGCUGAUUAGGAACCACCUUGUGUCCAAAGGCCUUAAUGUCACAGCCACUGCCCUCUCCAAGGAGGCAGAUCUCCCCAUGGCUUCUCUGUCUCAUUCUUCUCAUUCAUCUUCUGCUUUCCCACCUGUCACUGUUCCUCCCUCAACUGCUUCCCCUGUUCCCACUCUACCCCGUACACCACGGCUGACAAAUGGUGUAGGGUCAAGACUUGGGUGCCAUAAUUCUCAUUCAUCAAACCCAGGGUCCAGCCAUUCACAAUCCCGCCCCUCUACGUCGCAACCAAUUGGGUCGUCAUCGUCUGUUGUUCCCUCGGCAUCUAUCCCUCAGUGUAGCAGUGGCUCUCCGUUGAUUGGCCGAAUAGUGUUCUCUCGUGAACGGACGUCAGGGUGUGGUACAGCGAGCUGCAAGAAAACUCGAGUAUUGAGGCAGAAAUCUGACCAUGGUGCCUUCAGUCAGAGUCCUGCAAUGAAGAAGCAGUUUGACAGACACCUGCCUUCUCCUCCUGCAUUAGACGGCAUAAUCACAGAGUACUUGAGGGAACAGCAUGCACGCUGUAAAAACCCUGUGGCAACCUGCCCACCAUUCUCCCUUUUUACUCCCCAUCAAUGUCCUGAGCCCAAACAGAGACGUCAAGCACCAACCAACUUUACAUCCAGACACACGCGAAGAGUUAUUUAUCCUAAAUAUGGAGGGGUAGAUGGCGGAUGUUUUGACAGGCAUCUUAUCUUCAGCAGGUUCCGUCCCAUCUCUGUGUUCAGGGAGGCAGAUGAGGAUGAGAGUGGAUUUAUGUGUUGUGCCUUCUCUGCUCGUGAACGCUUCCUUAUGCUCGGAACAUGCACGGGGCUGCUCAAACUCUACAAUGUGUUUACAGGACAGGAGGAAGCUAGCUACAGUUGUCACAGCUCCGCAAUCACACACCUAGAGCCCUCACGAGAUGGAUCCUUGCUUUUGACAUCUGCCUCUUGGAGCUUCCCGCUGUCUGCACUGUGGGGCAUGAAAUCAGUGUUCAUUAUGAAGCAUUCGUUUCUUGGAGACCAUUAUGUGGAAUUCAGCAAGCUAUCACAAGAUCGCGUCAUUGGAACUAAGGAACACAUGGCACGUAUUUAUGACAUCCAGACAGGGAAGGUCACUCAGACGCUCAAUAAUCCAGAUCUGGCAAAUAACUACAAGAGGAACUGUGCUACAUUCAACCCCACAGAUGACCUGGUGCUCAACGAUGGUGUUCUGUGGGAUGUCCGCACAGCUCAGGCCGUCCACAAGUUUGACAAGUUCAACAUGAACAUCAGUGGCGUGUUCCAUCCCAACGGCCUGGAAGUCAUCAUAAAUACUGAAAUUUGGGACUUGCGGACCUUCCACCUGCUCCACACAGUUCCAGCUCUGGACCAGUGCCGAAUAGUUUUCAACAACAAUGGAACUGUUAUCUAUGGAGCAAUGCUACAGGCUGAUGAUGAAGAUGACAUAAUGGAGAUGCAGGUGAAAACUCCCUUUGGUUCCUCAUUCAGAACUUUCAAUGCUACGGACUACAAACCAAUCGCAACCGUCGAUGUUAAGAGGAACAUAUUUGACUUGUGCACGGAUACAAAAGACUGCUACCUAGCUGUGAUUGAGAACCAGGACUCUGUCAACACUGACACAGUGUGUCGGCUAUAUGAAGUAGGCCGACAGAGACUUGCAGAGGAAGAGGAGGAGGAUGAGGAGGACCAGGAUGAUGAUGAUCAGGAGGAAGAUGACGACGAUGACGAUGAUUCCGAUGAUGACGUUGAUACGGAUCCCCUCAUCGCUGAGCUCGAGAAUGAAAAUGGUGGAGAGGAUGAGGAUGAUGAUGGGAAUGAUGAUGAAGAUGAUGGGAAUGAUGACUUCACUCCAUCUGAUGAAGAAGUGGCACGUCUUCUUGAAGAUGAAGUUGAUGUUGGUGAUGAUGACGAUGAUGAUGAUGACGACGACGAUGAUGACAGUGACUCAGAUAAUGAUAAUGACAGCUCAGAUAAUUCUGACCUUGAGGAUGACAUCAUCUUAUCCCUGAAUGAGUGAGAACUGAUUUAAGACUACGAGAAGAGAAGAGAACAAGACCUUUGCCUCGUACCCCUUUUAAGCUGCAGGACGAGGAGAGAAAGAGGAUCACAUCAGCAGAUAAGGUGAAGCACUGCCUGUUUGAAAUCCUAGAAGGUGUUGGGACACCUUGGGACUCUGAGUGGCAGGACCAAGGUAGAACAGUGUCAUCGGAUCAAGAGGGGAUAAACAUUGCACACAAAUGGAUGUUCUGGUAAAAAUGAUUGUACACAAUAUAGUUUUCUAAAACUAAAGUGGGUUUGAUGAUGAGUGAAAUGGCCAGUGUGUAUAUGCAGUGAAGAAAUCUUUUUAUAUCUGACUGCGUUCUUUGAGUCUCUCCAUUUGGUAUUGAUUCUCAGCUUUUUUGUAAUUCUUCCUUUGUGCAAAGUUUAGGCUUCGCUGAGGGGAAAAGGUUUGAUUUGUAAGGCUGCAGAGCUGUAUUGUGUGACAAGGGAUGUUUUGGCAAACAUAUUUUCUUAAGAUGAUGUUUCGCCAUCUGGAAUAAUCAAGUGAUACUCAAUUGCUGAUUUGGGAACCUACUGUGUCACACAUCAUCCACAACACCACUGAAUCACCAUGGGCCCUGGAUGGCAAGCACACAGGCAGACAACCGGCCCAUUCCCACAUUAUUUUACAGAUGUGAGUGAGGAAUGGACCGGUUGUCUGUUUUCCACACAGCAGUGCCAUCCCUGAACAGAGUCUGCUGUUUUUAUGAUUUGAGGACAGGACAAACAUUGGUGCUGCUGAUCUGAUGAUUUAACAUUGUAGAUGCUGAGGGAAAUGUAGAGAUGCUUUUCAUUUUCUUUCACAAAAUUUUUGUUUAACCAAAAAAACAAACCUCCAGUCAUCAGUAGGGGCGCUGGUCUGCUCACAUAGAGGAAGCUUGCUUUAUUUUAUUAUAAUACUGAGUGACUGUUUUUAGAGGAGGGAUAUUUUAUUUGGGAUUAAAUUUGAACAUUUGAAAUCUUAGAUCUUGGAAAUCUGCUGGGAAUCUGCAGAAUAAGAACUUGUUACAUUUUCUAUUCAGUUCUGUGUCUUCUGAUGGAUUUGAAAGUUCAAACUCGUGUUUAAUUCAUUCAGUUUAUAUAUACAGUACCAACUCACAACAUAAGUCGCCCCAAGGUGAUUCACACAAAUACGGUCUAACCUUACGCAGCCCCUAAGCAAGCACAUUGGCAACAGUGGUCAUAAAAAAACUCACUGUUAUUAUUUUUAAUAUGGGAGGAAACCUCAAGCAAACUAGACUUGGUGGGAUGAUCAUCUGCUUUGGCCAUAGUACUGACAAGAAAAUCAGUGCAGAAAAAGAAAUGUUGCAGCUAAGGAACCACACACAUGGCGUCCAGUGAUCUCAAUGACAGACUGCUCAUAAGACAUUCAAAUGGCAAAAAAGAAGCAGAAUCCAUGCAAAGGAACCACAGUUGGCAAGUUCAUUGAUUAAUGCCAGAUCACAAAAGGAACCCCUCCUCCCUAACAAGACGAUACAACCACAAGUCCUUAGCACAUUUAAAAGACAAAAAGAAAAGCCUAAGAUUUGCAUACUGUGUGCACAUUUUGAGGUUUUUUGUUUUUGCCUUAAUAUUCAUUUGCCUUUUUUUGUUUUUGUUCUCUACACAAGACUUUUAUGUUAAGAUGUUUGAGACUUCAUGUACAGCUUGUAUGUAUCUAAAGUAUUUUUACUAUAAAUAAACCUUCAAAAU
Molecule: messenger RNA, 6816 nt
Organism: Thalassophryne amazonica
Lineage: Eukaryota; Metazoa; Chordata; Actinopteri; Batrachoidiformes; Batrachoididae
Product: DDB1- and CUL4-associated factor 1-like
Exons: 26
Coding region: 440-5101 (1553 amino acids)
Biological process (GO): protein ubiquitination
Cellular component (GO): nucleus; Cul4-RING E3 ubiquitin ligase complex
Molecular function (GO): histone H2AT120 kinase activity; nuclear estrogen receptor binding
Source: RefSeq, a predicted model, not a curated record